GCCUCGCCGUUUCCUCGGGGCCACCCACAGGCCUGGAAAGCCGAGCUUGGGCACUUGCCGCAGCCCGGCCUCAGGGAGGUGUCGUGAACUCUAGUACAGAACGUGCGCCGACCAGGGAUGGUGGUUGGACGGCAGGCCCUCCCCAGAGCUGGAAGAAAGACGGACUGAGAGCGGCACACCCUGGAAGAAGCGCUGUGCUUUCGGAGGUUUUCCUGCCUGCCUGUCCCCAUGACUCUCAUUCUCUUGCUGCUCCUGCUACCAAGCCUUUCACACCCCCAUUCCACCUGUGAGGUCUCCCAAGUGGCCAACCAGGUGGAAGUGAACUGUGAGAAUCGGGGGCUGAAGGCACUGCCUUCAGAUUUGCCAGCAAACACAACCAUCCUCCACCUGGGUAAGAACCCCCUGGGCACUUUCUCCCUGGUGUCCCUGGGGCCUCUGACUCACCUUACACAGCUACAUCUGGGUCACAGCCAACUGACUAACCUGCAGGCUGAUGGGAAACUGCCAGAGCUGGAGACCCUGGAAAUACCCCACAAUAAGUUGAUAAGCCUGCCCUUGCUAGGACAGACACUGCCACGGCUCACUACCCUGGACGUCUCUUUCAACAAGCUGGCCUCACUGUCCUCUGAUAUCCUGGAUGGCCUGAGCCAGCUCCAUGAGCUCUAUCUGCAUGGCAAUAAGCUGAAGACUCUGCCCAACCGGCUCCUGGCGCCCACAACCCAGCUGAGGAAACUCAAUCUGGCUGACAACCAGUUGACAAAUCUGCCCCUUGGGCUCCUGGAUGGGUUGAAGGAUCUUGACACCCUCUACCUCCAAGGAAACUGGCUGCGCACAAUACCAACAGGCUUCUUUGGGAGGCUCCUUCUGCCUUUUGUUUUUCUCCACAACAACCCCUGGUACUGCGACUGCAACCUCGUUUAUUUCAGUCACUGGCUGCGAGACAAUGCUAACAAUGUCUACUUAUGGAAGGAGGGUGUGGAUGUUGAGGCCAUGACCCCCAAUGUGGAGAGUGUGCAAUGUGUCAAUAUACCCAAAACACUCGUCUCUGAGUACUCAGGGGAUGGCUGCCCCCCUCUCAUUGUUGAAGAAGAUGAAGACUACUAUGACAGCUAUGACGAAGACCCUAAGAGUGACAAGAGGCCUACCACAAGCGCUGUGGUCACCAACACCAAAGCCCAUUCAACCCACUGGGGCCUACUCAACUCAGAAUCUACUGCUUCUCUAGACAGCCAAAUGCCCUACUUGCCUCCAACCCAAGAGUCCACUAUGAAAGAGACCGCAUUCCCAACCACCACAGAAUCCAUUAUAUUCUCCAAAACUCCAAAACCCACUCCUGAAUGCACCACAACCCUGACCACCUCAGAACCUACAACCCCAGAACCCACAACCCCAACCACCGCAGAACCUACAACCCCAGAGCCCACCACAAUCCCCACCACCCCAGAACCUACAACCCCAGAGCCCACCACAACCCUGACCACCCCAGAACCCACAACCCCAGAGCCCACCACAACCCCGACCACCCCAGAACCUACAACCCCAGAGCCCACCACAACCCUGACCACCCAAGAACCCACAACCCCAGAGCCCACCACAACCCUGACCACCCCAGAACCUACAACCCUAGAACCCACAACCCCAACCACCCCAGAACCCACAACUCCAGAGCCCACCACAACCCCGACCACCGCAGAACCUACAACCCCAGAGCCCACCACAACCCUGACCACCCAAGAACCCACCACCCCAGAGCCCACCACAACCCCAACCACCCCAGAGCCCACCACAACCCCGACCACCCCAGAACCUACAACCUCAGAACCCACCACAAUCCAAACCAUGUCCGGGUCGCAUUCAGAACCAACCAUAUUAGCCACCACAGAACCCAUCUCCCUCCCUGCCUUAGAGUCCACAACAAUCUCUGAAUCUGCCAACCUCCCCAAGGCCCGGGGGUGGGCUCAGGGGAACGUGGGCAGCCCCAGAAGUGACCCUUUCCUCACCCCUGACUUCUGCUGUCUCCUCCCCCUGGGUUUCUAUGUCUUGGGCCUCCUCUGGCUCCUGUUUGCCUCUGUGGUCCUCAUCCUGCUGCUGACCUGGGUCCGGCACAUGAAACCACAGGCCCUGGACUUUGGCCAGUCUGUUGCCCUGGCCACAGGCAAGUACACCACACAUCUGGAGCUGCAGAGGGGAAGGCAAGUGGCCAUGCCCCAGGCCUGGCUGCUUUUCCUCCAAGGAUCACUCCCAACUUUCCGCUCCAGCCUCUUCCUGUGGGUCCGGCCGAAUGGCCAUGUGGGGCCUCUGGUGGCAGGACGGAGGCCCUCAGCCCUCAGUCUGGGUCGUGGUCAGGACCUGCUGGGUACAGUGGGCAUUAGGUAUUCUGGCCACAGCCUCUGAGGGUGGGUGAUUUGGGGACUUUGAGAGGCUCUGAUGGGCUUUCUUAUUGGGAUCUAGCAGGGGUGGGGUGGGUGAAAAGCACAGGGUCAGGGGAGGUCUUAAUCACUUUUCCUUUAUCAGAAGCCUCCCUUUCAUACCAAAGGAAAACCAUCUCAGACCCAGCAAACCAGGACAGGUAGUGAGAUGGAGUUGGGUGGGUCAUAGAAGAAAGCUCCCAAUACUACACUGGAUGGGGGUAGGGGUGUUUCUGAGAUCACUAGGUUAUUACCACUUUGGGGAAGUUAUAGGAAAAAGCAAAUAGAAAACAGAAUAGAGCAUAGCCCCCACAUUUAUCUGUAUAUUGAAAAUUUGAAGAGAUUUAUCAAGAUGUGAACCUUGAUUGUCUCUGGGUGGUAUAAAUAUGGUUUCCCUUUCCUCUGCUUGGCAUUGUCUAGUUUUCUACUACUAUAUUAUUUGUAUAAUAAAAAACAAUUUCAAAAA
This is a messenger RNA of Miniopterus natalensis, 2874 nucleotides long. RefSeq names its product glycoprotein Ib platelet subunit alpha (gene GP1BA). Gene Ontology annotation, biological process: long-term memory. The record is from RefSeq and is a predicted model, not a curated record. Gene Ontology annotation, molecular function: protein binding. Gene Ontology annotation, cellular component: plasma membrane. NCBI's taxonomy places the organism in Eukaryota, Metazoa, Chordata, Mammalia, Chiroptera, Miniopteridae.